AUGACACACACUACUCGACUUCCAAAGAUAACCACAGAAGAGAUUGAUUUAGAAGGGAUUGAUGCUGAAAAUGCUGAUGCUGACAUAUUUGCACCUUCAUCGCCAACUCCACAUGGUGUUCUAGAAAGAUUGGCCAUUGAAAGAUCAAAUGUUCUCAAACACAAAACCGGUGAGCAAUUUCUCGUUCCUUUGAAUCCUCUAACAUCGGGAUCCUUUGGUCGUUACUUAUUCGAUCCAUUUCUCAAAAUUGACACAAGGAACAGGAGUACACCCGAAAGGAAUGUGAUAACACCCUUCACACCGAAGCUAUCAUUUCGCCAAAAAGAUAAACAUCUUGAUGUUAGUGAAACCGUUGACACUCUUUCUCAAUCUCACGCGUCCGAGGGACCUGCAGCAGUAGACACGACAACGCGUCUUGUUUUACCCCAGUUGAGGCAGGCAGGCGUACCAGAAAAAUUUUCUGAAACAGAUCGGUUCUUAAAGUUGGGAUUUCGAGACAAAGUUAGCAUGAGGCGACAUCGUGCGAAGAAAUCUUUGGUAUUGAAACUACCACCAAUCGAAACAGAAAGUCCAAAUGAUCCUGAAAAUCUAAGAGAUAUUAUCUCAAAAUUAGAGAAAUUGAGCAGGAAACGAGUAGAUGUCAAUCCAAUCCGAAGACGAAUCACUAAACUUCAAUACGACAACCAGGAAAACGCAUGCGUGGCGUGUUUUCAAUAUCCGGGUAUUGAACUGACGCAUGCGCAAGUAUUGCGAAUGGUGAAACAAGAAAUCAAGCGAUGCAAUGGUCGAGUGAAGUCAAUACAAUUUCAAGACAGGAACGUCAUUCACUCUACGGGCGGCCUUGAAAAUCGUUGGAUCAUUACCCUAGACAAUGAAGCGUGUAGAGAUGAGCUGGUGAGAAGGGGCCUAUCGUUUGAACAUGGGCUAGUUGUCGUCAGACAGUAUAUCCAGUUUCUUCACCAAGAUGAACGAGAUUCUGCAUUCAUGCAGAAACUUCAAGCGCAGCGUUCCUCAAAACAGCAGUAACCCAUGUUUCUAUGUGAGAUAUAAAAACUAUUCCAUAGACAUUUCGUGAAUAUAACUUCUCUAAAUCAUCAAGAUGCAUUUUAUCGAGGAGUAUAUUUCUGCAUAGAUAGGAUGUUUGAUCUUAUAUAUUACUGUAGGUCAUUUGAAGACUGGGAUAGAAUUAUAUAUAUA
Molecule: messenger RNA, 1197 nt
Organism: Owenia fusiformis
Lineage: Eukaryota; Metazoa; Annelida; Polychaeta; Sabellida; Oweniidae
Source: the annotation of a GenBank genome assembly